AUGGACGGGACACCGGAGCCUCUGGCCAUGACCGUCCACCUCCUCGCUGACUCUGGACAUGGCUCGCUUCUGCAGCAAACUCUGGAUCAGCUUCUGGACUGCGUUUGCCCGGACGUGCGUCCCUUUCUGGUGUCCGAGAGGGUCAGUCCAGUAAAAUACUACGACAAGUGCCACUCCAAGCGCUCACGGUUCCCAGGGAUGUCUGUGUUGCUCUUCCUGCCCGAGAAUGUGGGAAAGGAGCGGCUCUUCCGGGUUCUUGACUCCCUCCAACACUGGCCGUGGCGGUGCUACUCUGCCCUGAAUGCUCAGGGGAGGCCGUGUCCCUACCCUCUUUCCAACCAGGAGUUCUACAGUCUGGACAGCCAGAUGCCGGUCUGGGGUGUGAAGCAGGGGCACUGCGGCGCGGAGAUCCUGAGGGUGACGCUCUACUGCAGUUCUGAUAACUACGACGAUGCCAUCAGACUGUAUGAGCUGAUCCUGCAGAAGGAAGCCACCGUGCAGAAGAGCGACUCCUGCGUCUUUGUGCUCUAUGCCACUGAGAGCUUUGCUCUGCAGCUCUCCCUGACACAGCUGCCCCUUGGAAUGUCAGUGGACCCCAGAGAGUCCUCAGUGCUGCAGUUCAAGGUUCAAGAGAUCGGCCAGUUAGUGCCUCUUCUCCCCCAUCCGUGCGUCCCCAUCAGCCGCACCAGGUGGCAGACACAGGACUAUGACGGCAACAAGAUCCUGCUUCAGGUCCAGUUGAAUCCCGGACUUGCUGUGAGGCAUAGAGAACUUUCCUUUCUCAGUGGCACCUUGGGAGCUGACACACUUCUCCAGGGCUCCCGGCUGAUCCCUGUCUCCACAAGGAGGACCCUGGAGCCAAGAUGCCGAAGGAGCCAGGCCAGGAGGCUCAAGGUGGGUUCCCUGGAGUGCCCAGAGUCUGCUGAGAGCCCUGUGUCAGACAGCGUUAGUGGCACCUUGUGGAAAAGCCCUGGCUGCUCGACCCAGGACAGGAGCUCCACCUUGGGUGCCCAGAUGCAUCUGCCUUCUCCCCACCUCCAGCCUGGGGCCAGAGAAAAAGUCCUCAGCCUGCAAAACAGCUUUGGGAAGCUGGAGGCAGAAACAAAUGUUGACACGGGUUGCACCGUGGUCAAUUCUGAUCCCCGACAGUCUUUUCGGAGUGGAUUUUCAAGGGAUCUGCAGACCAGCCAGGCACCAUCGUGCUUGCCAGACUCCUCCUUAGGGGUGACUGCCUCCAAGAACAAUAGAAUCUUUAAGGCAAGCACUCAUUCUUUGUCACUUGCUGGCCAAAGGGAUCUUGGUGCAAGGAAGAUAAUCUCAAAAUGUCCCCUUCACUUGCCAGUCCAGGGUGAAGAAAAAGAAGAAGAAUUCUUUAUAUAA
Molecule: messenger RNA, 1380 nt
Organism: Enhydra lutris kenyoni (northern sea otter)
Lineage: Eukaryota; Metazoa; Chordata; Mammalia; Carnivora; Mustelidae
Product: family with sequence similarity 124 member B
Exons: 2
Coding region: 1-1380 (459 amino acids)
Cellular component (GO): nucleoplasm
Source: RefSeq, a predicted model, not a curated record